Molecule: messenger RNA, 1961 nt
Organism: Taeniopygia guttata (zebra finch)
Lineage: Eukaryota; Metazoa; Chordata; Aves; Passeriformes; Estrildidae
Gene: XYLB
Product: xylulokinase
Biological process (GO): phosphorylation; xylulose metabolic process; D-xylose metabolic process
Cellular component (GO): cytosol
Molecular function (GO): D-xylulokinase activity
Source: RefSeq, a predicted model, not a curated record
CGUGCGAGGGAUGGAGCGCUCGUCCCGCUCCCUGCCCCCGAGCACUCAUUAGCAGUGUGCUGCCCGGGGAGGCCGGGCCAGCAGAGCCGCCCCCUUCCCGCUCCCUGCCCCGGCUCCCGGCUGAGGACCGGGGCCGUGCCGUGCCGUGCCGUGCCAUGGCCGCUCCCUGCUACCUGGGCUGGGAUUUCAGCACGCAGCAGUUGAAAGUCAUUGCUAUUGAUGAACAGCUGAGGGUCAUUUAUGAGGAUAAUGUUCAUUUUGAUAAGGACCUUCCGGAAUUUAAGACUCAAGGUGGAGUCUACAUUCACAGUGACAGACUGACAGUCACUUCACCAGUGCUUAUGUGGGUCAAGGCUCUGGAUGUGAUCUUGGAAAAGAUGAAGUCUUCAGGCUUUAACUUCUCUCAAGUCAGAGCUAUGUCUGGUGCUGGCCAGCAACAUGGGAGUGUGUACUGGAAAAAAGGAAGCAUCCAGAUUUUAAAGGAUGCAUCAUCUGAACUGCCUUUACAUCAAUCAGUAAAGGGCUGUUUUUCAGUCAGAAACAGUCCCAUCUGGAUGGAUUCCAGCACAGCCUCCCAGUGCAGAGCACUGGAGAAAGCCCUGGGGGGAGCCCAGCACCUGGCCAGGGUCACUGGCUCCCGGGCAUAUGAGCGUUUUACAGGAAACCAGAUAGCAAAGAUUUACAGCCAGAAUCCUGAGGUCUACAAGCAAACUGAGAGAAUCUCUUUGGUCAGUAGCUUUGCAGCUUCCCUUUUCCUAGGAGCUUAUGCACCCAUUGAUUACAGUGAUGGUUCUGGUAUGAACUUGCUGCAGAUUUGGGAAAAGGCGUGGUCAAAGCCCUGCCUUGAUGCUUGUGCCCCUGGAUUAGAGGAGAGACUAGGAUGCCCUGUACCAUCCCACUCAGUCCUGGGGCCCAUUUCUCCAUAUUAUAGUCAACGUUAUGGGUUUAACCCAGACUGUAAAAUAGUAGCAUUUACAGGAGACAAUCCAGCAUCACUGGCAGGGAUGAGACUUCAAGAAGGAGACAUUGCAAUUAGCCUUGGCACAAGUGACACAUUGUUCCUGUGGAUCCAAGAGCCAACUCCUGCCUUAGAAGGUCAUAUUCUGUGCAAUCCUGUUGAUUCUCAAACAUAUAUGGCACUUUUAUGUUUUAAGAAUGGCUCUCUGAUGAGGGAGAGGAUCAGAGAUGAGUGUGCUUCAGGCUCCUGGGAUGAGUUCUCCAAAGCCUUAUCAUCAACUGUUGCUGGAAACAGUGGAAACUUGGGUUUCUACUUUGAUGUGAUGGAAAUUACUCCUGAAGCAGUUGGGAUUCACAGAUUCAACAGAGACAACCAAAAGGUUUCAAGGUUUCCAAAGGAAGUAGAAAUACGAGCAUUGAUUGAAGGGCAGUUCAUGGCCAAGAGGAUUCAUGCUGAAAAGCUGGGAUAUAAAGUCUUGCCUAGAACAAGGAUUUUGGCUACUGGUGGUGCAUCCCACAAUAAAAAGAUCUUACAGGUCCUGUCUGACGUGUUCAACGCGCCCGUGUUCACCAUCGACACGGCCAACUCUGCCUGUCUGGGAAGUGCUUACAGAGCAAUCCAUGGGCUUGUAGCAGAGAGGAAUGUGUCCUUGGCUGAUGUUGUGAAAUUAGCACCCGAGCCCAGAUUGGCUGUCACACCCACCCCAGGGGCUGAGGAGCUCUAUCGUCCACUUUUGAAAAGAUAUGCUGAGCUUGAACAGAAGGUUAUCUACAACUCUGCCUCUUCUUGUCUUGUGAAAUAGAAGCAAAUAAAAUUUAUUUGUUGUCUGAGCAGACUCCCAAGGAGAAGAUCAGAAGAGAUUUGCUCAGAAUUUACUGGAGCUGUUUAAAUCAUUUUGUUCUUCUUUGUAGACAAAUAAUUUUUAAAUGUCUGUGUUUGAGUGUGUUGGUGGGGAAAAAAUUACAUUGUGAUUGAAAACCUGAUUAAAAAAGCAUCAUAUUGC